Messenger RNA from Miscanthus lutarioriparius, 672 nucleotides. NCBI's taxonomy places the organism in Eukaryota, Viridiplantae, Streptophyta, Magnoliopsida, Poales, Poaceae. The record is from the annotation of a GenBank genome assembly.
AUGUCGCUGGCUCGUUACGACGCCAACCUCCUGCUGGCCGCGGUGACCGCGCUCUCAGCGGCGGUCGCCUUCGUCGCGGCGCUCCACCUCUACGCGCGGUGCCUCCUGCAGCGGCGCGUCGCCCUCGCAGAAGGGCAAGGCAGCCCCCACGUGGUCGUGCUGCAGCGGCAGCGCCCGCCGGACGGCUACGUGGUCGAGGUCGUCGAAGGCGCCGGCGUGGGCGGCCAGCAGGCCGCCGGGCUGGACGCCAAGGCGCUGUGCGCGCUGCCGGUGUUCACGUGGGAGUCGUCCGAGCAGGAGAAGGAGGAGGAGGAGGAGGAGGAAGGCGGCGUCGCCGCCGAGCUGCACGGGCAGCAGUGCGCGGUGUGCCUCGGGGAGAUGGAGGACGGCGAGCUGGGCAGGCUGCUCCCGGCAUGCCGCCACGUGUUCCACGUCGAGUGCAUCGACACGUGGCUCGGGGUGAGCUCGACCUGCCGGCAGCAGCACCGCCACAGGCGUUUCUGCUUCAACAGGCAUCAGGCGCGACCUUGUCUUGACGGCCUCGGUGGUGGCGGAGUGCCCCGUGCGGCCGUGGCCGCUAGCUGGCCGUGCUGCCAAGGAAAAGUGCAACAAGAAAAUAAUGUGGCUCGUAUAGUUCAAUCAAACGGGCCUAAUCAGAGCAGCGCUCGAUGA